This is a messenger RNA of Cornus florida, 2528 nucleotides long. RefSeq names its product inorganic pyrophosphatase TTM2-like. The record is from RefSeq and is a predicted model, not a curated record. NCBI's taxonomy places the organism in Eukaryota, Viridiplantae, Streptophyta, Magnoliopsida, Cornales, Cornaceae. Gene Ontology annotation, cellular component: cytoplasm. Gene Ontology annotation, molecular function: ATP binding; kinase activity. The transcript is spliced from 12 exons. The coding region runs from base 260 to 2227 and encodes 655 amino acids.
ACUUCUCUCCUGUGAGAGUCCUCCCUCUCUAUGAAGUAGUGUUGCAAUUGUAUGGCAAAGCUCUCGAAUUUGUGCUUACCGAAAAAUCCUUGAAAAUCACAUUCCUUUCCAUUCCAGGAGAUAUAAAAUCACACAAAAGUAGGAAAAAAAGAAGUUUAUACUCCAUAUAUAUAUAUAUAUACAAUACCCAAUAAAGGACCACUCUUCUACGGUUCUCUUUCUGAACUCAUUGCGACUGGAGGAAGCCAUCAUAGUUCCAAUGGCUCAUGAUACUUCUAGUGCUGAAUCAACUCGUCGAAAGCCUUGUCUCUUGAAAGAUCAAGUUCGAUUAGUCAAGAAAAAGGAUUCUGAACGUCAUGGCAUUGUCCCUAUCCAGGAUUCCCUGUCAUUUGAGAAGGGAUUCUUUAUUGUAAUCCGUGCAUGCCAAUUGUUAGCCCAGAAGAAUGAUGGACUAAUAUUGGUAGGAUUAGCUGGGCCCUCAGGAGCUGGGAAGACUGUACUUACUGAAAAGGUACUCAACUUUAUGCCAAGCAUUGCUGUCAUUUCAAUGGACAACUACAAUGAUUCCAGUCGAAUUAUUGACGGCAAUUUUGAUGAUCCACGCUUGACGGACUAUGAAACUUUACUCAGGAAUAUCCAUGAUUUAAAGGCAGGAAAGCAGGCUGAGGUUCCGAUAUAUGAUUUCAAGUCUAGUUCUCGCACAGGAUACAGGACACUUGAAGUCCCAAGCUCCCGAAUUAUGAUUAUUGAGGGCAUCUAUGCUUUGAGUGAAAAGUUGCAGCCUUUACUGGAUCUUCGUGUAUCUGUUACCGGUGGAGUUCACUUUGACCUUGUUAAACGGGUUAUACGGGACGUACAACGUGCUGGGCAAGAACCAGAAGAAAUAAUCCACCAGAUAUCUGAAACGGUAUAUCCAAUGUACAAGGCUUUUAUUGAGCCGGAUCUCCAAACGGCAGAUAUUAAAAUCGUCAACAAGUUCAACCCAUUCACUGGAUUUCAGUGUCCUACUUAUAUUUUAAAGUCAUCGAGAGACGUGACCGUGGAUCAAAUCAGGGCCGUAAUGCCUGAAGGACUGAAAGAAGCUAUGGAACAGACUUAUGAUAUAUAUCUUCUUCCACCUGGUGAAGAUCCAGAAUCAUGCCAAUCAUAUCUAAGGAUGAGGAAUAAAGAUGGAAAAUACAAUCUCAUGUUCGAGGAAUGGGUUACAGAUACUCCAUUUGUUAUAUCACCAAGAAUAACUUUUGAAGUUAGUGUCAGGCUUCUUGGUGGGCUGAUGGCUUUGGGAUACACGAUAGCAGCUAUUCUGAAAAGAAGCAGCCAUGUAUUCUGUGAUGAAAGGGUUUGUGUGAAAAUUGAUUGGCUAGAACAACUGAACCGUCAUUAUAUUCAGGUGCAAGGAAGAGAUCGUCUAGUUGUGAAAUAUGUUGCCGAGCAGCUGGGAUUGGAAGGUUCAUAUGUUCCUCGGACUUACAUAGAACAGAUACAGCUGGAAAAGCUUGUAAAUGAGGUUAUGGCAUUGCCAGAUGAUUUAAAAACAAAGCUCAGCAUAGAUGAGGAUCUGGUGUCAAGCCCUAAAGAAGCACUUUCUCGAGCCUCUGCAGACAGGGUGGCCAUGCGAAUUAAGCAUCUCAAGAGGGGCAUUUCCCAUUCGUAUUCAACACAAAGAGACAAAAAUUUUCCCAGGCUAAGUGGAUAUGACAGGACUGCAGAAUCGCCAGCAACAUUAGCAAACCCGGGAGCCAUCACACAGCUCUCAGAACAAAUUUCCACGCUAAAUGAUCGGAUGGAUGAAUUCACAUCUUGUAUUGAAGCGCUGAAUACCAAGAUAACUAACAAGAGUGUUUCUAGCAGCCAACUAAACAUGGGUUUGCAGCCUGAAGCCUGCAAUGGAUCUGCUCCCGCUUCUUACUUCAUCUCUGGUUCAGGCAAUGGCUACCUGCCUGGAUCCAUAAUGCGUAAUUCAUCAUCUUCCUCUCAGUUAGCAAAGGAGUCUUCCUUGAUGGAAGAGAUAUCAGGUAUUGCACGGGGGCAACGUCAAAUCGUGCAUCAGUUAGACAAUCUUAGCAACCUUCUCCACGAGAAGCUGGGAGAGAAGUCUGGUCGUGUAAAAUCAGAAAAGAAAAGCAUAAUGGCAGAUGUUGAACCCAUUAGAGUUUCUCUGAUUUUAACGUUGGCUAUUGGGGGUUUUGGAGCCAUCUUGUUUAAGGGUUUUCUACCCCGAAAUUGAUUCUCUACCAAAUAAUUCACAUUUAGAUCUUCACAUCUUCUUUUCUUUAUUUCUUUUUAGUUUUUUCUGAUUGGGUCCCACCGAGCAUCUUGCAAUACUACCUUCUGAUCGUGAAGACAUACUGUUGAUUGACCAUAUGAUCUGUGGUCGGAGAUAAUGGAGGCAAAUAUUCACCUUCAAGCUUCUCUUAAGAGUUGUUUUUUUUUUUUUUAGAAGGGCAUGCUUAAGCAAAUUUUUGUAACUUUGUGGGAUUCCUUGUUCCCGGUGGAAAUGUUUCAACACGACGCUUUCAAGAGUAUAA